Molecule: messenger RNA, 432 nt
Organism: Microdochium trichocladiopsis
Lineage: Eukaryota; Fungi; Ascomycota; Sordariomycetes; Xylariales; Microdochiaceae
Product: mitosis protein DIM1-domain-containing protein
Exons: 1
Coding region: 1-432 (143 amino acids)
Biological process (GO): mRNA splicing, via spliceosome
Cellular component (GO): U5 snRNP; spliceosomal complex; U4/U6 x U5 tri-snRNP complex
Source: RefSeq, a predicted model, not a curated record
AUGGGCUCCGUCGUUAUUCCGCAUCUCAACACCGGCUGGCAUGUCGACCAGGCCAUCCUGUCCGAGGAAGAGCGCCUGGUCGUGAUCCGCUUCGGCCGCGACCACGACCCAGAGUGUAUGCGCCAGGACGAAGUCCUCUACAAGAUUGCCGACCGCGUAAAGAACUUUGCAGCCAUCUAUGUUUGCGAUCUCGACCAGGUCCCAGACUUCAACCAGAUGUAUGAGCUCUACGAUCGCUGCACAAUCAUGUUCUUCUUCCGCAACAAGCACAUGAUGAUCGAUCUGGGCACAGGCAACAACAACAAGAUCAACUGGGUCCUCGAGGACAAGCAAGAGCUCAUAGACAUCCUCGAAACCGUCUACCGCGGUGCUAAGAAGGGGCGCGGUCUGGUUGUCAGCCCAAAGGAUUACUCGACGAGAUACAGAUACUAA